AUGCACCAGUUUGUUGUGGUACAAUUCGACACUUGUCCUACAAUUGGGUCGGAUUUUCUCCUAAACCAUGGAAUAAUCCUGGAUUUGCCUCAAGAACGCUUAAAGUGGAGCGGAGGUGUAGCUGAGCUUUCCACACCACUACGACGAUCGAAAUUUAGUGUGGUGCUGGAUGAACACUUGGAGGGAGCAGAAAAACCAAUAAUCGCUAAAGCUAAAGUUGUUCAUGAAGAAACUGGCAGUGUAGAGCCUGUAACUUGGCUAAUGGAGGCAGAUACCAUAUUUAUUGAGAGGACAAGAGUACAUGUUGCUCGAGCUUUAGUAGAAGUGAAGCAACAGGGUGAUGAAAACAUACCAGUUGAACUAUUACUUCUGGAUGGCCCAAGACGAUUGCUGAAGAGUCCGGAGAAAAAGGCAUCAGAAACACUGAAUGCAGAAUUCUUAAAGCAAUUUGAUUGGUCGGAUUCAGCUCUGAGUACUGAGGAAAGUCUCACAUUACAUCAGUUGUUGAGUGGUUAUGAAGAUCUGUUUUCGAAGGAAACACAUGACAUGGGUAGAACUCAAGUUGCCACUCACACGAUACCAACUGGUUUAGCCAGACCAGUUCGUCAGUUGCCAAGACGAGUACCACAUACUGUUCGACCAGUAGUAUAA
Corticium candelabrum is the source of this 651-nucleotide messenger RNA. RefSeq lists its product as uncharacterized. The record is from RefSeq and is a predicted model, not a curated record. The transcript has 2 exons. NCBI's taxonomy places the organism in Eukaryota, Metazoa, Porifera, Homoscleromorpha, Homosclerophorida, Plakinidae. The coding region runs from base 1 to 651 and encodes 216 amino acids.